CAGAAUAUUUGAAGGAGUCUUGCUCAACAGCGCAAUAUGUUGAGUCCUGGCAUGCAGGCUGAAAGGAUUUCUGGGGAACUUGAAAUGCAUUCUCAGUGCCUCAGGUCUGUGAUCUGUUAAAGUUAACCUGUAGUUGUUUUGAGGAGAUCACCGGGAGCACGAAGUGUUCAGAGUCAACCCGUGCCUGGAUUUUUGAUAAAUGAAAACAUUACAUCUGACAGAGAAGGACGAAAAGUGCUUCAUCUUCGCCCGAAAAGCCUGUGUCCUCGCAAGCAGCAUGGCCUCCUCUGACAGCAACAACCACACCAACCUCAGCUAUUACUGUUUAUUCAAUGAAGAUUUUAAAUUCAUUCUGCUUCCGGUCAGCUACGCCCUGGUCUUUGUGUUCGGCCUGGCUUUGAAUGCCACGGCUCUGUAUGUGAUCGUGUUCCGCACGAAGCGCUGGAAGCCCUCCACCAUCUACAUGUUCAACCUGACAAUGUGUGACACGCUCUACGUCUUCACCCUGCCCUUCCUCAUUUACUACUACGCAGACGAGAACGACUGGCCCUUCAGCGAGCCGUUCUGCAAGCUGAUACGCUUCCUGUUUUAUGCAAACCUAUAUGGUUCUAUUCUGUUCCUGUGCUGCAUCAGUCUGCAUCGGUUCAUCGGCGUCUGUUAUCCGGUCCGUUCCCUGAGCUGGGUCAGUGCCCGUCAGGCCCGGCUGGUGUCGGUGGCAGUGUGGGCCUGUGUCUUGUUCUGCCAGGCUCCCGUCCUCUACUUCUCAAGAACGAGGGAUGAGGACACCGAGCGAAUCUGCUAUGACACCACCAGCCCAGAGCUUUUCGAUGACUUCCUGGUGUACAGCUCGGUCGUGUCGGUGCUCAUGUUUGCCCUGCCCUUUAUGGUGGUGAUGGUGUGCUACGGCCUCAUGGUGCGGAAACUUCUGGGGCUUGGCCGUGGGUCCGGCAGAGGAGCUGAGGAGAGGGGAGGUCUAGCGGCCCAAAGGUCCAAGCAGAAGUCAGUGAAGAUGAUCAUUAUUGUGCUGGCAGCGUUCAUGCUCUGCUUUCUCCCUUUCCACCUCACCAGGAGUCUUUACUAUUCCCUGAGAUAUCUGAGGCAGGUCGAUCCCACACAGGUCAGCUGUAGUUUGCUGGAGGCGUCCAGCGUGGCUUACAAGGUGACGCGGCCUUUGGCCAGCGCCAACAGCUGUAUGGACCCCAUCCUUUAUUUUCUGGCAGGGCAGAGCACCCGCAGCAGUCUCACCAAGAAACGCAAGCUGUCCUCAUCAAAAUCUAAAAGUGUAACAACACAGCUCUGAUCCAAUCCCUGAGACCUUAUAUUUGAGGGACAAGUCUUGUACUCUUUGCAAAGCACCUCCUAUAAAUGUGGAUUUUCAGUCUUAACUUGCCUGUAUGGCAACCACAAGACUUGGACUUGAUAUGUCUAUGUUAAAAAGGAGCGUUCUUUUUUUUUGAAAGGGGAGAAAUCAACUCAUUUUAAAAUGAAUACAUCUCAUUUCUUCUUCAGGUCAGUCUGUAGACUGAUAAAGUAUAUGCCAAGGUUUUAUUGUGCAAUUUCAUCUUCCACAAAAACCUUUCUAAUUUAAUCUUUUCACAGAUAACCCUGCACAACUCUGUUUUUGUGUUAGGGUUAGAUAUUGUGAGCACAUUUGUGCACCUGCAUGUCGUCAGAGGAAGUUUUUGUGAGAGGACUGAACUCCUCUUUGUAAUUAGGAUUAAUGCACAAGAAAAACUGCUUCACCUAAGUUUCUUAACUUCUAGAGCUGAAUUGAAUUAAAAGAUGUUUUUAAUUUACCUUGACCGUCUGUUUUGCAGCAUAAUCUGAUAGUUACAGGUACAGAACGGUCCAGACCUCUAUUCAUGCAGUGUCUAGAGAGGCAGUGAUCAUUUCCAAGUGAUUUUUCAAGAAUUGUCGUUCAAUACAAAUGCCAUGAAUGUAUUUAUGAUACAAGAUGAUUGCUUGAAAAAACUUUGCUCUCCUACCAACAUUUGACUACAGUGUCCACCCAUGUAUGUUUGCAUAGGAACCAGAUGUUCCCCCUCACCUUGUUUCCUCUGAUCCACAUAGUAAACACAUUACGGACACGUCUGUGUACCAUGGAUCUAGCUGUGUACCCAUCAAGGUUAAAACAACUCUGUGGCCAUUUAAGUCCUGGUUUGAAUGUGGGCUUUGUGUGUGUGUGUGUGUGUGUGUGUGUGUGUGUGUGUGUCCUUAAGUCACAACGUGUAAAGAAUAGUAGUUGUGAAAUAAUAAAGAUGUACAACUAUGGUAGUAGUUGCUUUUCUUAUAUUUUGCAACUCAAUGGAAUUACUUAUUCCCCAUAAUAAUAAAAGUUAUCUUAAAACCAAAGUAGUCAACUUGAUUAAGAGUUUAGAAAUUGUUAAGCUAAUAUUCGUAGGAAGAGCCACUUUAUCCUUCAUUUAUGAAACCAUCUCACGACGACCACUAGGGGGAGAUAGAGUCCAACAGGAUAAGUGAAGGUUCUGCGGUUUCAGUACUUUCUUCCUCCGUAUUUUCAGC
Molecule: messenger RNA, 2523 nt
Organism: Cololabis saira (Pacific saury)
Lineage: Eukaryota; Metazoa; Chordata; Actinopteri; Beloniformes; Belonidae
Product: P2Y purinoceptor 2-like
Exons: 5
Coding region: 200-1300 (366 amino acids)
Biological process (GO): G protein-coupled receptor signaling pathway
Cellular component (GO): plasma membrane
Molecular function (GO): G protein-coupled UTP receptor activity; A1 adenosine receptor binding
Source: RefSeq, a predicted model, not a curated record